Molecule: messenger RNA, 3432 nt
Organism: Diprion similis
Lineage: Eukaryota; Metazoa; Arthropoda; Insecta; Hymenoptera; Diprionidae
Product: Kruppel-like factor 18
Exons: 4
Coding region: 123-1970 (615 amino acids)
Biological process (GO): regulation of transcription by RNA polymerase II
Molecular function (GO): DNA-binding transcription factor activity, RNA polymerase II-specific; RNA polymerase II cis-regulatory region sequence-specific DNA binding
Source: RefSeq, a predicted model, not a curated record
CCCUGGGUGAUCGUGAACAUCGGCCGUCAGGUACCGCGAGGAGGUGACGAGAGUAGCCUUAUAGGGUAUCGUCGAUCCGACGUUCGGUUCGCUCAAAUCUACCGCGGGUUGGUGCUGAUUGGAUGGUUCGACGGGGGGCCGCCUGGGAUCAUCCAGAGCCGGAACAGCAGCGGUUCUACGACUCGCCACCGCCCCCCCGGAUGGACGCGAGCGUCGUCUGCUGUAUUACGCCCGCCGCCGUCGCCGUAUCAGCCCCCUCCUCCCAAGGGCCGGGGCCCCAGCACGUAACGCACCCAGCCGUGGGCAUACAUCCCUCCGGAGGUCUGCAGACGGCGAUAACAGAGGGACCGUCCCUCUACCAGCACGCGGACCAGAUCGUACCCGAGCGAGGACACCCCGACGACGGUCUGGCGAUGGUGCAGGCCGGGGCGACGGAUGGAUCGUGGUCCCAGAUCACGACCCCUGCACCGGUCGCCGGCCUCACCGCCACGGCCACCACCUACAUCGACUACUCUUGGCUACAGAUGCAGCAGACAUCGGAUUUGGACACGCUGCUCUGUAGACAGGAGUUGGAGCGAUUGCCAAGACUCGACGACGCGGACGACACCGAGUGCAGGGAUCCGAGGGACCACUCGGCGCAGAUGGAUGACUUCUUCGAAGUUGGCGUUGGCGGUAGCUGUAGACCCCAGGCAAGUUUCGUAUCUUCGCGAAAUCAGCCGUCUGGUAACGACGACGACGUAUUCCUGAGGCCUCCGUUAUGGGAGGAUAUAACCUCGAGUAUACAGAAGCUGGACCCCGAAAACGCUGACAUGCUAGCGUCGCAGUCCCACGUAAAGAUUGAGUCAGAGGAUGCAACAUCGCCUGCAUUGUCCUCCGUUGAAAUUAAGACCGAGCCAUUGGCACCACCUCCGCCAACGUUGCAUUUGCUCGAAGGGCCCGUCUCGAAUUCUUUGCAGAGCUUCGCCACAAGGCCGACGAAUUCCACCACGCCAAGCGGUAUUGCCGGUGGAGGAGUGGUCCAGACGCUAUCGCACAACCGGUCAACGGCGUACAAGACAUACCACUCGACAAACAAUAAUACUAUAUCAAACAAUAACAACAACAUUAGUAGCAGUACUAACACCAUGAACGCUGCCAGCAACAACAACAAUAACAACAACAACAACAACAACAACAACAACAACGAUGACGACAGCAGCAGCAGUAGUAGUAACAAUAACAACAACAACAACAAUAACAACGCUACUGUGAAUAACAACAACAACCACCACAAUAACAGCAGCAGUAACAAUAACAUCAACAAUAACAACAACGGUGCAAACGAUAACACCAACGGCCAUAGCAAUGGCGCUGACAAUAACGGCUCUCCAACGGGUUUUCACCGUAAUCAUCACCAUCAUCAUCAUCAUCAUCACAAUCAUCAUCAGCACCACCAUCACGGGAACCGUGGAAGCCACGGAAAUCCAUCGACCGGGAAUUCGGUUAGUUCAACUUUGUACGGACCAAUGACUAGACUGAUGUACGUGUCGCCUUUGACGCCACCAAUUUCGGAUCCUGGUUCACCCCUCGGAGGACCUCCACGGAGGACACCACCUCCUCCGUACCCCCAGCCAACGAUACUCAAUCCAAGGAUCCAGCCGCAGCACAUUACGAAAUUCAACCGGCGAAAUAAUCCUGAACUUGAGAAACGGCGAGUUCAUCAUUGUGAUUUCAUGGGAUGUACAAAGGUCUACACGAAAAGCUCCCACCUUAAAGCACAUCAGAGAAUACAUACCGGUGAAAAGCCGUAUCAAUGCCAGUGGCCAGAAUGCGAGUGGAGAUUUGCCCGCAGCGACGAAUUGACGCGUCACUACCGAAAGCACACCGGAGCCAAGCCAUUCAAAUGUGCCGUUUGCGAACGUUCGUUCGCGCGCAGUGAUCACCUUGCUCUUCACAUGAAACGCCAUCUCCCAAAACAGCAUGCCAAGUGAUAGCCGUGGUAUGAGAAACGGAAUGGUAUCAUCCAUAUUGUGUCGCAUUACAGAAGUAUAAGGAACUUGGAAUAAGGUGCCUCCCGUUGUAUCCGACAGCUGCGAUUAGGCUACAUAACAACCACCGACGUGGGAUUGGGCUGCGGCGCAGCCGACGAGUAGCAAACUCUUCGUACCGAAGAACCUUAUCCGGCACUACACAGUACAUCGUACAUACCUGUACCUAAUAUUAUACGCAUUGUGCCUUAUAAAACGGUCACUAUCGCCGGGCCAAGUGUUGGGGUAUCACUCGAUCCGCACAUAUGGAGACCGUUGGGUGCCAGUAUAAUUACACAAGCUUCGAAACUUAUUAUGUGUACAUGUACGUACACGUAUACACGCCGAUUUUCGGUUUUAGUCGAGUGACUUUACAGUGGUUUGGAGUGACUCCACUUGCACGCGCCUUCUUGUUAUUAGUGACACCAACUAUACACAUAUACACAUCACAGUAGUCGCUUUAUAAUUAGGGUGCUACAGUAGAAACUGAAUCGCCACACACUACGUAGGCACAAUAAUAUUACCCUUGACGCCGCGCGCAGAAUUCCCUUCGGAGGGCUUGGGAAUAUGAUGAUCGAUCAAAACCAAGUGGAGAGAUUCGUGCAUCUUAUGAUGAUGUACCUAUUGGAUAUGAUAUUUUAUCGGGUGAUAUCUAUUUCGAUAAUCAAAAAUGGAUAGAUCAAGGAACAGAUUGUAAAUUAGAUGUAUAACGUUAUUAGAUCACUUUCCAGUUAUUAUCGAUAAGUCAUUUUUCAUCUCGUGAUAAUCUGAUAAAGGAUUCUUUAUUUUUAAGAUUCAUUUUUUUUUUUUCUUUUUUUUCCCCUUAUAGAAAAGCAUUUAGCUGUUUUUGAUCAAGGAAAAUCCACAUGAGAGUAAUUAUUACACUGAUCCUGUUUAUUAUAUGAUGUACUACGCUAGUCAAGUUACCAAAGUUUACCAAGCCCCGUCGACCGUAAUUCUGUAAAAAUUUCCAAGCCCGCGGACAAAACAAGCUGAAUAUCAAAAUAACUGUCUUUACGACGCAUUCUCGGUGGUCAAAGUGAUAAGAGUGUAUAGGUAUAUAUUAUACACACCUACAGAAACAUGUGCGAAAUAUGUAAAUAUUAUAGGUAUACAUAUACACGCGAUUUCCUCGAAUAGGAGCGACGUACCGAUAUUAUACCAGCAAUAUCUCGCAUAUCGCAGGGAACACGUGAUUUUCUUUUCAAUUCCUGAAGCAGAAAAAAUAACUGGCAUAUUCAACUUAACAACUGUAUUAUUGUAUUCAUAUGUAGAAUGAAGGUAUAAUGUGCAGAUUGUCCCGAGGUGGCUAAGUUUGUCGUGCCGCUAUGUACAAAUCAAUUAGAAGUUCAAGCGGAGUGCCGUACAUAAUGUUGUUAUAAGAAAUCUAUCCACAACUACGCACUUGCAUUCGUAGCUGAUAGUA